Striga hermonthica is the source of this 384-nucleotide messenger RNA. Lineage: Eukaryota; Viridiplantae; Streptophyta; Magnoliopsida; Lamiales; Orobanchaceae. The record is from the annotation of a GenBank genome assembly.
AUGGCUGAUAGACCAACCAAGCACACAAUCAAGAGCAAAAAGGAUAAACCUCAGCACACAAACGACCCGUCCGGAGCUCCUCCGCCUCCUCUCCAUCCCAUCGCCUCCUCUGACGGCGUUGCCUCCGCCGCGGCGUUCCUCCCAACGAACUUCACGAUCCUCGCGUACCACGCGUGGCACACGCUCACGCUGGGCCUGGGCACGAGGAAGUCCAAGGUGGUGGUUUUCGUGUUCGAAUCGGAGGGGCUGAGGGCUACUGCGGAGCGGCUGUGGCCGGCGGAGAUACCGCUAGGAGAGAUCAGAGUUCAGGAGCACGGAGGAUCCGAGGGAAUUUUACAGGCGGUGGCGGCGCUCAACGACUCAAGGAUUUUCCGGAGAUAUUAA